Dendrobium catenatum is the source of this 2103-nucleotide messenger RNA. RefSeq lists its product as uncharacterized. The transcript is spliced from 2 exons. The coding region runs from base 70 to 1527 and encodes 485 amino acids. NCBI's taxonomy places the organism in Eukaryota, Viridiplantae, Streptophyta, Magnoliopsida, Asparagales, Orchidaceae. The record is from RefSeq and is a predicted model, not a curated record.
ACUGCCUCCCCUCAGCCCAGCCUUAACUAAUCCUCAUGCAAUCCAGGCACACAGCACCAAGCUUUAACCAUGAACAACCUCUGGUCAUGGAUCGCCGAACUUCCAUCCUCUCCCCUCCCCCUUGCCUCCUCCUCCGGCCGCUCCAUCCUCCUCUCCGCCGAUCCCAACACCGCCACCGACCUCCUCACUUUCUCCAUCUCCUUCAACGGCUUCCAAGCUUCCAAUCCCACUAAAACUCUCUGGGUUUCCGACGCAAUUCCCCUCUCCUCCCCCACCACCCAUCUUCUCCUCCUCCUCCAACUCGUCCACGAAAUUAUCAUCCCUCACCUCCCCAAACCCGACCCAGCCCGAUUUCUCCUCGCGCUCGGCCCAAUCCCCGACACCCCUAACCUCCUAUCCCUCGCGCUUCUAUGCCGCCUCUUCUGGCUAUGCGCAGGCGAGUCCUCUGCUGACGCCGGCUUUCUUUUCUUCCGCUCGUUCGACGCCGCGCUCGAGUACGCGCUCGACUGCCGGCGCUCGCUGAGCGCUUUCCUUUUCGCCGCCGGCGCUGACAGGGAGGAGCGAUUUAUGCGGUCGGUGGGGUAUGUGCUUGCCAAGUGGUGUAUUCUCCGCCAGUUUCCGGCCAGUACGGAUGUGCGCCGCCUACCUGUCGGCUGCUUCCCGGCAUAUGCGGCGGAGGUGCACGGGCUCUGGAUCAUGAAGGGUUACUGUCCAGUUCCGGCGAUGGCCCGCUCGUCCGGUGACGGGCCCAGUGCCACUCUCGGGUCCCCGAAGAUCAACAUUAAGGAAGCCACAACCCGCUACGCCCUCGCCCACCAGCAGCUGGAGCUCGUGGUCCAGCUGGAAUACUCCAUAUGCGGGCGGGACCCACGGUUUCUCAAAAUCACCCUACGUGUCGACAAUAUACGCCUCCACAUGGCAAGGCUGGCUUACGGAAAGCGCGACGACUACGGCCCUACGACCGUUGAGGGGCACUUUCCGUCAAGGGUGAGAAUUCGGGUUGGGCCGGAGGCGGGUUCUGUGUACGCUGUCGGGCCCAGUUUGGGGCGGUCGAGUGGGAACCCGGAGUAUGUGGUGGACUCGACCCGGACGGUGAAGGGCGGGCUGGGUGUGGGGGUGAGGGCUAAGGCGCGGUGGUCGGCGAGGGUGCGGCGGCGGAGCUGGUGCUGGGAGCAGGAGGCGGAAGGCGUUGCGGCUGUUUUUGAAGGCGUGCUUUGUGAUGGGGAGACGGGAACAGAGGUGGCCGUAUCGGAUAUGAGGGCGGGGAUGAGGAGGAGGCAUGGUUGGUCAGAGAGGGCGUUUAGUAAAGCGGGAGGGGUGGUGUUGUCCGGCGAUGAGUUGCCGGAGGUGGUGAGUUGGAGGGUGGGGAGGGAGAUGGAGGGGGAGAAGGUGAGGUGGAGAUUGGGGGUGAGGGUGUGGGCGAGCCAUCUGCCUAAUGAAGUGAGGAAUGGGUAUUUUGAGACGAGGUGGGUGGAGUGGGAGGAGGAGGUGGAGUUGACUGUGGUGGCCGGAGUCGGUUGUUGUUAGAUGAGCUCCGAUCAUGAUUAAAAGAUGAUUUAUAAUAAAAUUAUAACAGUAAAAUAUUAAAAAUACGAGAGAGAGAGAGAGAGAGAGGCAGCCAAAAUAUCAAAAUUGACACAAAACAAACUUAUUCCAAUAAUGAGUCAAGUGAAUGUUGUUUAAAGAUAAGAAAUGGUAUGAAAUUAUUUACCAUAAUUUAGAAUUGAUAAUAAAUGAAAAAUAAUAUUUAUUUUAAUUUUUCUUUAGUCAUUACAAGAUUAUUCAUAAUUAUGAAAAAUUAAUAGGAUGUAUAAAAAUAGAACUUCAUAUAAGAAUACUAUACUUGGCUAAAUUAUAUAUAACUUUUACUUAAAUAUUGGGAGUUGCUUGGAUGGAUGGCCGAUAUUGAAUCCCUUGAUCAUCUACCGUUUCAUGGACAUUUGUAUGUCUUAGUGAUGUCGAAAUUCAAGGAUUUUGGGCUCGUUGGAUUUGUCUUGUCGAGCCGCUUGAUUCGACUAUAAGCACGUCAUGUUUGGAAACUAGUUGGUAAUCCAAAUUGUGGUUUGAACCCUCUAAUAACGCUUUAUAACCUUGAUUUUGAUC